CGGGGAGCUGGGAACCAGGGGCGAAACGGUCGGGGGCAGCAACCCCAUCGAGAACAACGUGCAGACAGCGACAGCAACAUUGCACUGCCAACCCACCACCUCCACCGCAAGCGGCCCACGUUCUGUUGCUAGCGGGUUGGGUUGGGAUGCAGACUCAAGGACGAGUUCCGGGGAGGACAGCGGACCCGAAUCAGCGAUGCAUUCCCUAAAUCCCCGGCCUCGUUUCCGCUGCCCCAUGCCCUGAAGGUCGGGAAGCUCGAGGCCUCUUUCGUGUGCCAGACUUGUCAGCUUGGUACUUCCUUCAAAAAUGAGAUUUCGUGACGGUCAGUGGCUGGUCGCCGAGGGUGUGCGGACCGAGUAUGCCGAGGAGGUGUACCGCGUCUCGCCGAUGCCCUCCGGCAAGGGCGUGAACCUCUUGUGCCCGACCCGCAAGAUCCGGUCGCGCGGCGACACGCUGAACCUUAGCACGCUGAGUAUUGACAUCGAAGCGGUGUUUGAUGGCGUCAUCUCCGUCGAGACCACUCACUGGCAGGGCGCCGCCCGCCGCGGUCCCGAUUUCGAUAUUUUCCCUGCCGGACGGCCGGACGUGGAGGCGAAGAUCUCCAAAGACGAGACCGGCACCACCGUCUCCGCCGGCGGACUCUCGGCGACGGUCAGCGGCAAGCCUCACGAGUUCGACAUUGCGUUCCACCCCACCGGCAGCAAGAAGCCCUUGACAACUCUCCUCAACCGGUCCGUUGGCUUCGCAUACACGCCUGCGCCGAGCACGCCCAUGCAGCUCGCCGACAUGCGCCAGUUCAAACACUACAUUUUCACGCAAACCACGCUCAGCGUCGGCGAGUCGGUCCACGGCCUUGGUGAGCGGUUCGGUCCCUUCAACAAGGUCGGCCAGACCGUCGACUUGUGGAACGCGGACGGCGGCACCUCGUCGGACCAGGCGUACAAGAACAUCAGCUUCUGGAUGAGCUCGCGCGGCUACGGCGUCUUCAUUGACACGCCGGAGCGUGUACAGCUCGAGAUUGGAAGCGAGCGGUGCUGCCGCGUCCAAGCGAGCGUCGAAGGCCAGAGGCUGCGUUGGUUCAUCAUCUACGGCCCCUCCCCGCGUGACGUGCUCCGCAGAUACUCGAUCCUCACAGGAGCGCCCGGCAGCGUGCCCAGCUGGUCUUUCGGUCUCUGGCUGAGCACCUCCUUCACCACAUCUUACGACGAGGAGACGGUCAACAGCUUCCUGUCUGGCAUGAGAGCCCGCGACAUCCCCGUGGAGGUCUUUCACUUUGACUGCUUCUGGCUCAAAGCGUUCCAGUGGUGCGAUUUCGAGUUCGACCGGGACAUGUUCCCCGACCCCAAGGGCCAGAUCACGCGCCUCAAGGCCGACGGCAUCGUCAAGAAGGUCUGCGUGUGGACGAACCCAUACCUCGGCCAAGCAUCGCCAGUGUUUGCCGAAGCUGCGGCCAAGGGCUACCUCCUCAAGCGCAAGAAUGGCGACAUUUUCCAGUGGGACCUGUGGCAGACGGGCAUGGGCAUCGUCGACUUUACGAACCCGGAGGCAUGCGCUUGGUUUGUCAGCUGUCUCGAGCGGCUGUUUGACACUGGUGUCGACUGCAUCAAGACCGACUUCGGCGAGCGCAUCCCUUCGGAGGACGUGCAGUGGUUCGACCCCGCCGUGGACCCCAAGCGGAUGCACAACUACUACGCCUUCAUCUACAACAAGCUGGUCUACGAGACGCUGCAGAAACGGUACGGCGCGAACGAGGCCGUACUUUUCGCCCGCAGCGCCACCGCAGGCACUCAGCGGUUUCCCCUGACCUGGGGCGGCGACUGCGAGUCAACUCCGGAAGCCAUGGCUGAGUCGCUGCGAGGCGGUCUCUCGCUUGGCCUUUCCGGCUUUGCAUUUUGGAGCGUGGACAUCGGCGGCUUCGAGGGGUAUCCGCCACCGUGGAUCUACAAGCGCUGGGUUGCCUUUGGGCUUCUCUGCUCCCACUCCCGCCUCCACGGCUCAAAUUCGUAUCGUGUGCCCUGGACGGUCGAUGACAACGACGAGUCGGACGAGGGAUGCUCGGCCACGCUGCGCAAGUGGACACACCUCAAGGCGCGCUUGAUGCCGUAUCUGUUCUCGCAGGCUCAGGAUUGCGUGAAGAACGGCCUCCCGCUGAGCUUGCGGGCGAUGUGCAUCGAGUUCCCUGAUGACCCGACGUCAUGGACCUUGGACCGCCAGUUUAUGCUUGGGGAUAGCCUCCUCGUGGCACCCGUGUUUGACGAGGAUGGCACCGUCCAGUUCUACCUGCCCAAGGGCAACUGGACAAACUUCUUCACCGGCGAGGUCAAAAGCGGCCCAGGCUGGUUCACCGAGACGCACAACUUUGGCUCUCUCCCGCUCUAUGUGCGCCCCAACACGAUUUUAGUGUUGGGAAAGGAAGGCGAAACGAGGACGGUGUAUGACUACACGUGCGAUGUCGACGUGAGAACCUACUUUGCCGGCGAAGGAGCCAAAGCGGUCUUGGUGGACAGCGAGGGUAGGAGAGUCGGCGUGCUCGAGGUAAGGGACGGGGAAGUUGUAGGGAAAGACGUGUUGCGGGGCAAUUCAUCCAUCACCGUUGUACGCUCGUGAAGUAGUUACCAGUAGUUAACUGCUGCUCUACUUCCACAGCGCUGGUGAUGGUAGACUUCCAGUGUGGAUUGUGAUGUGGCAACCGAGAUGCGGAGCGUCUUGCUGUCCAAGCACCGCUUGGCGAUGUUGCUCGCGAGAAUCUGGAUUCGGUCAUGCUUGACCCGAAGUAAAGGUUCGCUUGCUCUUGACCCCGCACGCCGACCCAUGGACUCCACCCAGGAAAGGCGCUGGGGACGCGAAGUCGACCACUUGCAUGCGUGUUUGUGUUCCGUACAUACUGUGAGUACACAGUGCAUCCUCCAGUUUGCCAGUUUCCUCGAAUCCCCGG
Messenger RNA from Thermothielavioides terrestris NRRL 8126, 2936 nucleotides. Its product is annotated as glycoside hydrolase family 31 protein. Gene Ontology annotation, molecular function: carbohydrate binding; hydrolase activity, hydrolyzing O-glycosyl compounds. NCBI's taxonomy places the organism in Eukaryota, Fungi, Ascomycota, Sordariomycetes, Sordariales, Chaetomiaceae. Bases 308 to 2608 code for a protein of 766 amino acids. Gene Ontology annotation, biological process: carbohydrate metabolic process. The transcript is spliced from 3 exons. The record is from RefSeq and is a predicted model, not a curated record.